AUGUCUGGUAAGCGAUCCACGUCCAGCUCACACGUCCCGCGAGGAGGAGGAGGACGCCGCACGCAGACGGUCCUCUGGGGCAGAUGGAGCGCUGCAUUCAAGACGAGAGGAGCAUCACUGACAAGGCGCGCGUCAACAGGCGAAGCAGAACCCCGGCGCUCCGUCCGGGCGACCAAAGGACAACACACGAAAUCAUUCGACGAACUCGAGCCCGCCGCGCCGAAGCGCCGACAGACCAAGAAGAGCAAGAAGGCGCUGGAGAAGGAGCAGUCGCAGGAACCCGACGAGGUGAUUCGCUGCGUCUGCGGCGCCACCGAGCAGGACGAGGACUCGGGCGAGGCGUGGAUCUCGUGCGAGACGUGCUUCGUCUGGCAGCACAACGUCUGCGUCGGUGUGAGCUCCUUCGAGGAUGAGAUCCCCGACAACUACUGGUGCGAGCGAUGCCGCCCGCAAGACCACAAGGAGCUCCUCGAGGGUAUGGCCCGCGGUGAGAAGCCGUGGGAGGCGCGCCGCAAGGCCCACGAGCUGGAGGAGGCCGAGCGCAAGAAGAAAAAGGGCGGCAGGAAAGCCAAGGGCAAGCGGACUAGCGAUCCCAAGGACGAGUUGGACAAGGAGACGACGCGGAGCAAGUCCAAGGCCUCGCCCACACCCGACGCCGCCGCAGGCCCCAAGGACAAGAAGGACGCUGCCCCGAAGCAGGGGAAGCGCAAGUCUCGCGAGGACUCGCACGACACGGACGGAAAGUCUGCCAAGCUCCGGCGAACAUCGGAUCGCGACGCCGUUCCCGUGUCGUCGGUCAAGUACAUACCCCCGGCCGACCUGGCGACUUCAGUGACGACUCUCCCCGGAACGCGCGUCGGCCCCGCCAAGGCGCUCAAGAAGUCGUUGACGCACGUCAUAUCGGCCAUGGUCAAGAAGCAGGAGCUCGCGGUGCCCGAAGACGAGACGGAGGACAGCAUGGCGGAAAAGUACGCGCUGCAGAUUGAGCGCGCCGUGUUCGACACGCACCCGGUGGCCAACGGGAACAAGGAGUACAGCCAGCAGAUAAAGUCGCUGGCGUUCAACCUCAAGAACAACCCCGAGAUAUGCCGCGGCUUGGUGGACGGCGCGCACUCUCCCGCGACGCUCGCCGUCAUGACGUCGGAGCAGCUCGCGUCGGCGGAGCUGCAGCGCCAGACGGCCGAGAUGAGAGCAAAGGCCGAGAAGCAGUCGAUCCUUUACACGCAGGAGACGGGCCCGCGCGUGCGCCGGACGCACAAGGGCGAGGAGGUGGUGGAGGACGAGAGCGUCGUGAAUGACGCGCCGAUACCCAUGGCCGGAGGUCCUCGACGAGGCGGCGGCGGCGCAACGACAGCGGCGGGAGGUGAUCGACAGUCGCCCACGGUGAAGCGCGAGUCGGUCAGCGGCGAGGCGGCAGCGGCCAGGCCACCGUCGCAAGGAGGGGGACAGUCGCCCACGCAGUCCAACUUUGACAUCAAAAAGGUGUUUUCCACCGUCAAGUCGCCGACGGCGGCGCACAACCGACGACCAUCCGCGCCGGCGAUCCAGACCAACGGGCCUGGCUUCGACCCGGAUGUGGACCGGCUGCUACAGGACGAGACCGAGUCGCCGCCGUAUUCGCCGACGGAGGAGUCGCACGACCCGGAUGUGGUGUGGAAGGGCUCACUGGCCAUGAGCUCCAUCGCCGACUUCGCGGCGACGGCCAAGCACGUCGGCGGCGCCAACUUUAGCAAUUUUGGCCCGUGGUCGCAGCUCAUCCCCAAGCGCAUGACUGUGGCAGGCCGGAUCCAGCAGCAGAGCGCCAUCGAGUACCUGUGCAGCCUGCGAUACAGCAACCUGACGGAUAUCAUCGUCGUCAGCAUGUCGCCCGCGUCGCCCGACUCGCGGCCCGAGUUUAACGCCCUCGUCGACUACUUCCUAAACAAGGGCCGCUACGGCGUCGUCGGCGACAAGGUGGCCGGCAACGUGCGCGACACGUACCUGGUGCCUGUGCCAGCGGGCGAGGACGCACACCCCGAGUUCAUGCUCAACCUCGUCGACAACCAUAUCCCAAGAUCGCGCGCUGAGCCCAUGCUACUGGCCGUCUUCGUGUACCGCAACGAUCCGGAUCAGCUGCGCCAGGCUCAGGAGGCUACGGCUAUGCAGGCGCUGCACAACGCGGCGGCGGCAUCGCCCACGCCAGGGGCUGCGGCCCAGGGCAGCCAGCGCAGCAACUCUACAUCUGGGGGACCGGCCUUUUCCCCGGCGACGCCCCAGGGCGCGUUUGCGCAUCACUACUCUCCCGGUCAGUCUGCGGCGGCCCCAGCGCAUCACUCGGCAACGCCGGUGCCUAUCCCGCAACCGCCUCAUACCACGGCGCGGCCGGCCGCAAUAGCCGUCCCGCAAGGAGGACCACCACCUCCAGGACCGACAGGAGCAAGCGUGCCGACGCCCAGCCAGAGCCAGUCGCCGCCGACGGAGGAGCAAAAGGUGCAGCUGCAGAGGGCCGGGCAGGCCAUGGCGGCCGAGGUGCUGGGCCCGACGCUCAUCGCCGUGCCGACGGUGCAGUUCAUCCUGCCGCAGGCGUUCCAGAUGUCGCGGCGCGAGUGGGAGGUGGUGCGCAGCAUCUACGAGCGGGAGCCGCGCGCCCGCGAGGACCUGCAGUACCUGGGUGCGCUGCUGGAGAAGGAAAGCGCGGAGCAGCGCGCGGAGCAUGGUGGUGGUGGUGCUGCUGCUGCUGCGCCGACGGCUGCGGCUGCGGCGCGCAAGGCGGCGUAG
Purpureocillium lilacinum is the source of this 2757-nucleotide messenger RNA. The record is from RefSeq and is a predicted model, not a curated record. Lineage: Eukaryota; Fungi; Ascomycota; Sordariomycetes; Hypocreales; Ophiocordycipitaceae.